This is a messenger RNA of Trifolium pratense (red clover), 1769 nucleotides long. RefSeq lists its product as uncharacterized. Lineage: Eukaryota; Viridiplantae; Streptophyta; Magnoliopsida; Fabales; Fabaceae. The transcript is spliced from 14 exons. The record is from RefSeq and is a predicted model, not a curated record. The coding region runs from base 228 to 1382 and encodes 384 amino acids.
GAUCCUCAACCUUCCUUUCCUUUCCUUUACUUUAUUACUUUACUUUCUCCAAUCAAUCAAUCAACCAACUUUCUCUUCCUCUUCCUCUUCUUCGUAUAUUCCUUAUUUCCUUUCCAAUCAUUCUUCUUAUUUAGAAGAUUCUUCUUUGCUUUACUUUUACUCGCGAGCCCAAAUUCAUUCAUUCAUUCAUUCAAUCUUUUCUUCUUCAAUCUGCUGCUUUGCCUAGAAUGAAGGGUUUUAAUUUUGUAACUGAUUUUCCAAAGAAUAAGAGGCUGUUCCUUUCGACCAUCCUCCUUCUCGUUUCUUUGAUUUGCGCCGCUUAUUUCCUUGCUAAUGCAUUCCACUACAAACAAGUAAGAUUAGCACGAUGGGGUCUAAUUUAUUCAAUUCCGGAUACAACAACAUCCAAUGAAAAAUGCAAGACACAAUGCCACCCUUCUGGAACUCACCCAUUGCCUCAAGGAAUUGUUGCUACAACAUCUAACUUGGAAACGCGUCCCUUAUGGGAGGAUGACCACUCUCCUACAAAUUCAAACCGCCCAUUCAAUUUGUUGGCUAUUCCGGUAGGAGUUAAGCAGAAACAAGUUGUUGAUAAAAUCGUCAAAAAGUUCCCGUCCAGUGAUUUUGUUGUCAUGCUUUUUCAUUACGAUGGUUUUGUGGAUGAAUGGAAGAAUUUAGCUUGGAGUAAUCGUGCCAUACAUGUGUCUGCUAUAAAUCAAACAAAAUGGUGGUUUGCAAAACGAUUCUUGCAUCCAGACAUAGUUGCUGACUACAAUUAUAUAUUUCUCUGGGAUGAGGACCUUCUUGUUGAUAAUUUUGAUCCACAGAGGUAUUUAUCUAUUGUUAAAGAAGAAGGACUAGAGAUAUCACAGCCUGCACUGGAUCCUGGUAAAUCAGAAAUACAUCACCCACUGACAGUUCGUAAUGCAAGAUCAAAAGUGCACAGAAGGUAUUAUAAGCUAAAAGGUAGCGGAAGGUGUGAUGACAAUAGCACAGCUCCCCCUUGCUUAGGGUGGGUGGAAAUGAUGGCACCGGUGUUUUCUAAAAAAUCUUGGCAAUGUGUAUGGCAUAUGAUCCAGAAUGACUUAAUCCAUGCCUGGGGACUGGAUAGACAGCUCGGUUAUUGUGCACAGGGCGAUAGAAUGAGAAAUGUCGGUGUGGUGGAUUCUGAAUACAUAGUUCAUCUUGGCCUGCCCACUCUUGGGGGAUCUAAUGACAAUGAGACGUCGUCAAAUUCCCGUAGAGAGAGUGAUAGACCUAAAGUGAGGAUGCAGUCAUAUAUUGAAAUGCAGGUUUUUGGCAAAAGAUGGAAAGAUGCAGCAGAGAAGGACCAAUGUUGGAUUGAUCCAUAUGAACAACAUCAAAAUCAGACUAGCCAUUAGUCAGUUUUAUGAGGUUUCUUAUCAAAAUCCAAGUUCACGGUCAACGUUUCCAACUGACCAAAGUCGCAUACAUCAUAUCAGAUUUUGAUGAAUAAAAACGUGUGAUUUUAGUUUCCAGUCUGAUUUUGCUAUUUUGGUUUGAUGUCUCAAAGAUUUUACAGGAACUAUUCUACUUUCCUCUUGUGAUUAAGUUAUUCAUUCAUUCACUUAAAUAUUGGUGUACAUAGAAGUGGUGGUAUAGAGGUGCUAAUAGGAGGAGUGACAGAAAAAGUGUUAGUUCAUAGUUUUUUUUUUUUGGUCAAUGUAAAAUAGGUUACUUUGUCGAACAAUAUGUUAUCGAACGUUAUUAUUUGGAUUUGGAUGAUUCAAAUUUUCUCAGCUCUAAAA